AUGUGCGAUUUCGUUCCUCUCCCAAUCGUGUGCUUCCAAUGCGGAACCGAUCAAAACCCAUGUCAUUGUAAGGUCAUUGGGCCUACUAUUGGCUUCGUAGUCACCGUCGGCAUGGCUAUCGUCUGUUGGCCAGCAUCGCUUCUCUGUUGCUGUUGCGCAACUGAUACGGGAAAGAGCGUGUUGGCUUUACCUGUUGACACGGGCAAUUCUAUCAGCAAUGCCAUUCCCAUAUGA
This is a messenger RNA of Alternaria atra, 234 nucleotides long. RefSeq lists its product as uncharacterized. The record is from RefSeq and is a predicted model, not a curated record. The coding region runs from base 1 to 234 and encodes 77 amino acids. The transcript is spliced from 4 exons. Lineage: Eukaryota; Fungi; Ascomycota; Dothideomycetes; Pleosporales; Pleosporaceae.